Molecule: messenger RNA, 5970 nt
Organism: Marchantia polymorpha subsp. ruderalis
Lineage: Eukaryota; Viridiplantae; Streptophyta; Marchantiopsida; Marchantiales; Marchantiaceae
Source: the annotation of a GenBank genome assembly
AGCUACCCCCACCCCAUCACUUUCUUCUUCACUCUACUCUACUCUACGCUACCAGUCUAGACAGCCGGGGGCUAGAAUCUUGAGACAUUCGGAAGGUGAGCUGGGGAUGAGGGAAGGAGGGAGGGAGGCUACGAUAGAUCUUGCAGUCUAGUCGCCCGGAAUGGAUCGAGAGAUCAGUUUCAAUCUCGUGAUGGACAUCAGCCGAUCAGGCAUUUGUGCGAAUGUUGUCAGAUGAUGUCAGGCCCGCGGAAAGGGCACCCUUGAACCCCGAGCCCCUGGAGGAGACGAGACGAGACGCAAGACGAGCAAGACGAGGACGAGGGGCACAUGAAGCGGGGCGACGCUCGUCGUAGAUAGAUCGGAAUUGGGGGGAGGAGAAGGAGAAGGAGAAGGGCAUGCGAUCAGACUCACAGAUCAGACACACCGCCAAAAUCGGGAGAGAGUAGUGCCAGUGCCAGUGCUAGUGCUAGAGCUAGAGGUAGUAGUAUUAGUUUUAGUGAGGUAAGGAGAAGACGCGGGAGGAGGAGCAGAGGCAGAAGAAGCACCAGCGGCAGCAGCAGCAGCCGCCGCAGCAGGAUGAAUGUAUGCUUGCAUCUACCACCAGCGCUAGAAGGAGUCAGAGGGGGUGGUGGGGUGGCAAGAGGAGGGGGUUGCAGGGGUUGGGAAGCACGCACACAGACGGGCGGGGCUACUGGAGAGUGGAGUGGGGGCAAUGUGGUGCGGUAGUCGGUGCGUUCACGAUAGGCGAGUGAGCAUGAUGAUGAUGAGCGCCAAGUGGUAGAGAAGAAGAAGUGUAGAAGAAGUUGAAGAGAUUUGCAGUAUCCGUGUGUAGAUGGAGGUGUUGGAGGUGUGGCGAGAGAUUUUGGUAGGAGGAGGAGGAGGGGGAGGGGUUGGGUGUGAUGGAGUUGUUGUGGUUGGUCUCGGAGUGUUUGCAUGCUAGGAAAGAACGAGUGUCGCACGGGUGUCAUAACAAUGGGUAGAUAGGGCCCCGGAGUGUGGUGACACGGGCGUCAGUGCAUCGCCCGUCCGUGCAGGACAUGAAGAAACUGGAACGACAGGGCGCCAUGAAAGAUCGUCAAAUCUCUAUCAAGUAAAGUUUAUAUAUCUCGGCUUCUUAUUAACAAAUUUCUUCACGGCAGCUCUUUCACCGUCUUGGACUUGCUUCUCGUCCCGGACCCAUCACGAGCUUGUUCACUACCACCACCAUAAUCCUGCAAGUAACACCAUUGAACUCACAUUGUCACCAUUGAACACUUGGGGGCUGGGGGCUGCGGGUGCGGUUGGGGGAGGGGCGCUUGAAUUGGGUUUCAGAAUCUGCCCUCCACCAAUUGCACUUCGCUCUUCGAUCGUGUUGCACGUCUUGUUGACGGCACUCGAUCGGUGAGAGGACGAUCAGUCGUCGAUCGCGAUGAUAAUGAUGAUGAUGAGUCGGUCUUCCCAGUCCGCCUGAACUUCACAGCAUUCACAGCUAGUGCAAGCAUGAUGCCCAGGUGGACCACUAGCAGGAAGUCGUCGAAGGAGCUCGUCAUAUCCGGUCCUCUCGAAUUGGGCAAGAAGCCAGAAUGGAGUAGCUUAGGGUCAGAUGGGCCACAGAUCAAGAAGGAGUUUGGGGGGUCGAUGCGCAGGGAUCCGCGCAGGGUGUCGGAAGGGCCGAGAUCGCGGUCGCUGGACGCGCGGAAUUUGGAUGGGCUGGUGCAGCAGCGGCACGUCAAUUCGGCGAUCUCGCGCGACAUUUCGCAGCUGUCGGAGAGCAAGAGGCGCUUGGGCGACAGCCUGCCCAAAGAUGGCGAGGGCAAUCUGGUGCUGCACGAGCUGUUCAAGCGCGAGUUCAUCGAGAAGCUGUCGGAGCGGUGCAAGCAGCGCGAGCCGGAGGGCGGAGGAUUUCUGGAGGAUUUCGCCAGGCCCGAGAACUUCGUCAAGCCGAUCAAGAUUCACGCUCGGCAUGUCAGGUCCGAGUCGGCCGACUCGCCCGGCGUGGGGUCGCCCAAGAGGGGCACGGCGCUCGAGCGCGUGAGGGCGGCCGAGGCCCCGCGAGCGCCCGGGUCCCCUCGGCACGAGAAGCUGCGAUCGCCAUCGCUGAAGGAGAAAUUCGCCGACCCCGAAUGGAUGUCGAAAUGCGAGAAGCUGAACGUCGACCACCAGGACCAGCUCGACAACCACCACCGGCGCUCGCUCUCGAGCGCGGACGGCGAGACCUCGCGCGACUUCAUGCUCUCGAAAUUCUUCGAGCGCUCGCCCUCGUCCUCCGCCACCAGCAAGGCGUCGCCGCGCGAGCUCUACGACCUGCUGUCGAACGAGGAGAUGAUGCAGCAGGACCAUCUCUGGGUCGACGUGCUGCCCUCGAAGCCCAGCGUUCGCGGCGUGGCCCGCAAUAAGCCCUCGCUCCUCGUCGACGACGACACCUCGUCUCAGCGAUCCGCCAAGCUCUCCAUAACGCAGGGCUCGUCGCCCUUCAGCCGAAUUCUCGCCGGGGACGAGCACCGCAACAGCCCCUCCAGCGCCUCGACCACGAGCUCGCGGGGCGAAUUCGGCAGCCGAUUGGCGCCAUUGCCUCCACCCCCGGACUCGGUCGGGAGCUAUGAAAACUACCGUCCCGGGACUUUGGUGGAAAGCCUGUCGAAGCCGCCAUCGCGGCGCACGAUCGAGGAGAGGAUGCGGAAAUGGACGAAUCCCGUCGACUACAAUUCGGAAGAGCUUGCGCGCACGAAGGAAGCCAUGCUGAAAUCGCUGCGCGAAGCUGCGGCCGUGGACCAGGCGCAUUUCCUGCGCACUCUGCAGGACCAAGGCGCGGUGCAGAGCUCGUCGCCGCUCCGAACCCCCGGGGCUUAUGGGUAUGCGCCCGAGGGCUCGCCCGCCGCUUAUGCGCGGUCUCCGAGUCGUGCCCCCACGACGGAUUUGUCGACUCUGCUCAAGUCGCCGAGGCGCCCCGGCGGAGGUGCUAAUAUCCCCAAGCCCCCGGGGGCUGACAAUGUGCGCGAGGUGCGGGGCAAUGCUGUGGACGGCAGCGGGGCUAGAGCGGGACGGGGCGUGGGCGGGGGCGAGGACGAGGACGAGGGCCGGUGGCAAGCCCCCGGUAGCCCCGUCGAGCUCUCGGCCUCGACUCAGUCGUCCAAAAUCGCUGCCCGCAGGCGGCGCAGUGGCGGAGCUCCGGGCGAGGAUUCGCCAAUUCGACCUUCCGCUGCAGAAUCGGUCGGCCGGGCCGAUGUGCCAUCGCCAAAUUCUAGCUCUUCGGGUGCUUCUGUCAUUCCCAGAAGCUCUGUCCUGCAGAAGAUUGAAAAAUCUCGUCUGCGCAGGCGGAGGCGAGCAGAAAAGGAGGCUGCUGCUGCUGCUGCAGCAGCAGCUGCAACAGCAGCGGAAUCCCCGACCGUCUCGAAUGAUGCAUCCAAUUCCGAACAACAACAACAACAACAACAACAAGCGCCGGCGCCGGAGCCUCCUGAAACUGAAGCUGCGGUGAAAGUGGACAAUUCUGCGUCGCGGAGCUGGAAAAUUGACAACUCUGCCUCGCGGAGCUGGAACUUGGAAGCUUUGGGUCUAAAUCGCUACGCGCAAUCGUCGUCCAACAAUGAAGCCGAGGACGAAGUGAAGGAAGAAGGAGAAGAGGAAGAGGAAGAGGAAGAAGUGAAGCAAGAUGUGAAGCAAUCGAUAAUUCAGAAGUUGAUGAGGAGGGCGAGCGCCCGCGCUGGAAUUGCUCCAGCGGACGAUGGUGCCGAGGCCGAACUGGCAGCCAAGGAAGCGGCGUACGCUCCGUUCGCGUACCAUCUGCCACCUCCAGUGGCGGCUGGAGUCGAUGGUGCCGAAGAUCCCAGCGUCGAAGGAAGGGCUGAAAGGUUCGGACCCCACAGCAGCAGCAGUCCCAAUGCUGAAGCAGGUGUCGAAUCUGUCAGCAGGAAUCGCCAGAGGCUGCCGAGUCCGGCCCCAUCACCCAAGUCCGAUGACCCAGGGCCGCUGAAAUCUCCUCUCUCCUCCAUCGAAUCCUCGAGCAAUGCCCAGGACCUGGCCAGCCUUUUGGCCGAUUUGACAGGCUCCGUGGGCUUAGCUCUCGGCAGCAGCCCGACUCGCGAAGCGUCCAACGAGGCUGCCAACAAUUCUCUGCGUGUCCACGUCCGGAACGGCGGCCCCGAGCAGCAGCAGCAGACGCAAGAAUUUCCCGAAUCUGAACGACCAGCUCAAAAAUCGGAGGCUGCGGCGGACUGUCGGCCGACAGCGGAACGAACGCUGUCAGCUCCGGGGCUCUGGUCUCCGGGAAGCGACGACAGUGGCUCCGAUGGCAGCAGCGUCGACAACCAGCCCAGCCCCGUCUCGGUUCUCAAUAACUCGAGAACCCCGUUUGCCGAGCACGGCAGUCAGAUCGGAGAAUUGGAGAGCAGGAUCAACCAGCUCGAUCAGAAGCUCCAAGAAUCACAAGAGCGGUCUCAGAAGUUCUGCCCCAACGUGGUUAGCCACAGGAGGGAUGGAUCGUCCGGGAGGGUCGUCGAGCCUGCGGCUGCAGCUGCGGCUCCCGUGGAGCUGAUGAACCAGGAGGUGAUCAUCGUCGAGCUGAAUCCCGAAGGCGCGCCGCUGAGAAAGUCGUCCAAAUCGUCGAGGCCGGCAGCAGCAGCGCCCGCCAAACUCGAGGCGGCCAAGCCCCCGGCAGCAGCAGCUGCUGCAGCGUCGAACCACCUCGCGGGGGGCGAUCGAUACAAGGGGGCUAGCCUGGGGGCUUCGGGCUACGGCGACCACCGCAGGAGCCGAGAGAUCGGCCACGGGGCUGGGGUUGCAGCCGCAGUCCCGGUGGUGGGGGUGGGGCUGGGGCAACGCGGGGGCAGCGGCAGCCACCGAAGCGGGGAGCACCCGACGGACUUUCGCAGGAGCCUGGAGAUAAUCGCGGGGUCGGCGUCGGACUUCCGCAAGAGCCUGGAGAUCUUCGACCUGGAGAACAUCGCCGCGAGGGGCAAGCGGCGGUGGGAUCUGGUGUACGCGCGCGACGUGCUGGUGGCGUCGGGGUUCGGGCGCGAUGUGCCGUCGGGGCCGAUGACCAAGUGGCACUCGGUGGCCGAGCCCAUCGACCCGAGCCUGUUCGAGAAGAUGGAGGACUACUACAAGAGCGGCAUCAAAUUCCUCGGCUGCGAGCGCUUGCGCCGGCUGGCCUUCUACCAGCCGGACCACCUGCGCCUGGCCGAGCGCAUCAAGGCCUCGGUGCCCACGAAGCAGGGGCGCUACGACCCCAUGCACCGGUGCCACCUCUUCGACGUGGUGAACGAGCUGCUGGCCAAGAAGCUCGGGCCCUACCGCACGCCCCGCAACCCGUGGAUCAAGCCCGCCGUCAUGCGCCCCCGGCCCACCGGCAAAAUGCUGCUGGAGGAGAUCUGGCGCGACAUCUGCGACCAGUUCGGCCGCAACGGGUCCAUCAACGACGACCAGAAGCUGCUGCACUGGAAGCUCGAGAAUCUGAUCGGCGAAGACUUGUACAAACGCUCGCACUGGUUCCCUUCCCCGGACUUCGACACUUUCAUCGAGCGCAUCGUCGGCGAGCUCGAGAAGCGCAUCUUCCACGACCUCGUCCUCGAAACCGUGGCCACCCUUCAAUCUAUCUGAAUCUAGAUCAGACUCACUCACCGUCCGAAAAUUUUAAUUCCUUCAAUCAUCAUCAUCAUCAUCAUUGUAGCUAGUACCACCACGACCACCAUCGCUCGCUCGCUCAAUCAAUUUGUAGUAAAUUUCACAUUCAAUGGGUCCGCAGCUGUUUCGAUUUUCCUUUCACAUACUCAAAACCCGAUAAAUUUCAAUCAUUCGACAACAUUCUUUUGGUGUAGAAAGUUACGAAUCCCAGGAGUGGCACCCUUAGCACACCCUUAGCACCCUUUGCUACUUUUGUGAGAACAUUUUGCUACAUGGGGGACUACCCUACUCUGGGGUUUUUAAUAAAGGUACUCAUUUUCAGCUGACGAUCUCACUCUCUCUCUCUCUGGACACAAUCGUCGUGUUCGU